Molecule: messenger RNA, 1610 nt
Organism: Malaya genurostris
Lineage: Eukaryota; Metazoa; Arthropoda; Insecta; Diptera; Culicidae
Product: alpha-(1,3)-fucosyltransferase C
Exons: 2
Coding region: 369-1574 (401 amino acids)
Cellular component (GO): membrane
Molecular function (GO): alpha-(1->3)-fucosyltransferase activity
Source: RefSeq, a predicted model, not a curated record
GGGAUAGCAUAUUCAGUUAGUUACGAUAGACACAAUGUGCUAUCAGUGCGAUGUUUAGAUAAGGUGCGGUCACGGCGUGCACUUCGAAAAGCCGGUCUCCCAACCGCCGUUCGGCAAUCAGUUCGAUUAGUCGAGUUAACCGAAUGACUCGCACGGAAUUCUGUUCUGUACUUAGACUAGACUAAUAGUGCGAUUGCUAUUCUGGCAGAACUCGUACCUAGUGAAUGAGUCAUAAUUGUCGCGUCGUAGUUAGUGACGUUGACGAACGUCGAUCGCAAUUACGAAAAGAAUAAUGUGAUUCAAUCAAAUUCAGUUUGUUACGGAAAAUCGUUGACAGCAGCGCCAUUUCUUGCCAGGCACAGCACACUAUGAUUAGAAGAACAAAACGCGCUCGACUCAUUCUCUGUGUAUCGAUUGGAAGUCUCUCUCUGCUGCUGCUGUUGGUUGUCCUGUUCGUACACACGCAGUGCCUUCGACCGUCCAUCAGCUAUUACCGGAUUCUAGAGGACAGCAUACGGAAUCACCACCCGGAUGAUCGCUCCAAGUAUAUUCUGUUGUACACAAAUUUCUUCGGCAAUCGGAACUGGAACCUGCAAGCGGAAACCGUCGGUCCCGACUUCUUCAGAUCGAUCCAAUGCCCGGUGACGGACUGUGUCCUAACCAACAACCGCGAACUGUUGGCCAGUAUCAGCGACUAUGACGCACUGCUGUUUCACAUCGCGGAAGCAUGGACUUACUCACUGUUCGAGAAGGUACCGAAGAUUCGUUCCCCCCGCCAGAUUUACAUAGCGGCCAACAUGGAAUCGCCGGCCCACACCAAACACCUACUGGAGGGUGAUCAUGACUUCUUCAACUGGACCAUGACGUACCGGUUGGAUUCGGACAUCAUCUGGAAUUACAACAACUUUGUCGAUAUCGAAUCCGGUGACAUAGUAGGCCCUGCCGAGAGACCCCAGUGGCGUACCGGUUGGGAGGAUUACUACAACGAAACACUGUACGAGCUGGCACUGGGAAAAACGAAAAUGGCCGUUCAAUUUGUGUCCCACUGUGGAGCCCACUCCCGGCGGGACGAGUUGGUGCAGGAAAUUCAACGGCUGAUGGAGGUGGACGUGUACGGAAAGUGCGGCACGUUGGAAUGCCCUCGGGGUUCGCCACGCUGUGCUCAGAUGCUAACCGGUGAGUACCGUUUCUAUUUCGCAUUCGAAAACAGUCUCUGCCGGGACUACAUCACCGAGAAGAUGUACAACUCGAUGGAAAGCUACAUUAUUCCGGUGGUGUUCGGCGGGGCGGACUAUGCCAAGUUUGCUCCGCCUCGGUCCUACGUCGAUGUCCAGCAGUUCGGAACAGUGCGCAAACUGGUCGACUAUCUGGACUACCUGGCGACCAACCCCCGCGAGUAUAUCAAGUAUUUUUGGUGGAAGGAACAUUACCGGAUCAGUGGCGAUCAACCGUUCUGUCAGCUUUGUCGGAAGCUGCACGAGAUCGGUGCGCGGGAACGAACGCAGUAUUACCGGAACAUCAAACAGUGGUGGUUCGAUGGGUCAUGUCAGAAAGAUGCCAAAAUAAAAUUCUAACACAGUACACUUUCAACAGGUAUUAACAAAAAAAAA